This is a messenger RNA of Endocarpon pusillum Z07020, 2253 nucleotides long. RefSeq lists its product as uncharacterized. The record is from RefSeq and is a predicted model, not a curated record. Gene Ontology annotation, molecular function: snoRNA binding. Bases 1 to 2253 code for a protein of 750 amino acids. Lineage: Eukaryota; Fungi; Ascomycota; Eurotiomycetes; Verrucariales; Verrucariaceae. Gene Ontology annotation, cellular component: small-subunit processome; box C/D methylation guide snoRNP complex. The transcript is spliced from 2 exons.
AUGACCUUGUUCAUUUUGACCGAGACCAGUGCUGGCUAUGCUCUCCUCAAGGCGAAAGACAAGAAGCUUCUCAAGCGAGAUGACUUAGCUUCCGAGACAGAGUCUGCGGAGGGUAUAUGUAGCCUGCUAAAAUUGAAAGACUUCCAAAAAUUCGACAGCGCAGCAACAGCUCUCGAAGAGAUCGCAGCUGUGGUGGAGGGAAAAGUAACAUCAAGAUUGACUUCAUUGUUGGAUUCGAUCAAGGAUGAAAAGAAGGUUUCCCUUGCUGUGGCUGACCCGAAAUUGGGAAAUGCCAUUGGCAAAAUACCGGGACUCGAACUCAAAGCUAUCGCCGACUCCACAACGCAAGACCUUUACCGAGCUAUUCGCAAUCAUCUACCAUCUCUCAUUCCUGGUCUCAUGCCCGACGAUGUCAACACCAUGUCGUUAGGUCUUUCGCAUUCCCUCGCAAGACAUAAACUGAAGUUCUCUCCCGAUAAGAUUGACACCAUGAUCGUACAAGCAAUCGCCCUUCUCGAUGACCUCGACAAGGAACUAAACACCUACGCUAUGCGGGUAAAGGAGUGGUAUGGUUGGCACUUUCCAGAAAUGGCAAAGAUAUUGAAUGACAAUCUUGCAUAUGCCAAAGUCGUUCUGAAAAUGGGCAUGCGAACCAAUUGGGAAAACUGCGACCUGGCAGAAAUACUUCCCGAAGAAAUAGAGACUGCCGUCAAAUCUGCGGCUGAUCGAUCUAUGGGCACAGAGAUCACACAAGAGGAUCUGGACAAUAUACAAUUGCUUGCUGAACAAGUUGUCAGCUUCACCGAAUAUCGACAGCAACUUGCAAGCUAUCUUUCAGCCAGAAUGACAGCUAUCGCACCUAAUCUAACGGCAUUGGUUGGCGAGCUUGUUGGAGCCAGAUUGAUUGCGCAUGCUGGUAGUCUGUUGAACCUGUCCAAAUCACCGGCUAGUACUAUUCAAAUUCUGGGAGCCGAGAAAGCGCUGUUCCGGGCAUUGAAGACCAAACACGAUACACCAAAGUAUGGUCUCAUCUACCAUGCGUCACUUAUUGGACAGGCUUCUGGCAAGAACAAGGGCAAAAUGGCAAGAGUGCUGGCAGCCAAAGCCGCCAUUGGUCUGAGAGUGGAUGCUCUUCAAGACUGGGGAGAGCACGAAGAGGACAUCCCUGAGGAUGAGAAGGCUGCUCUGGGUCUAGAAGCUAGGUUUAACCUCGAACGAAAACUCGCGGCCAUGGAAGGCAAGCCGCUGAGGCCAAGAGGCGUGGCAAUAGCACCAAAUGGUGUGGCAUCUACACAGCCCAAGAAAUGGGAAAUCAAGGAGGCUCGGAAAUACAAUCCCGAUGCCGACGCACUUACAGGCGAAGAGGCUCCUGCUGUUGAAGCGACCCCAGCCGAAUCGAUAAAGGACAAGAAGAAGGAAAAGAAGGAAAAGAAGCAGAAGCUAAUUGAGGAAGUAAAGGAGGUCAAGGAAGCCACACCCAGAUCCGAAACAGAGGAAGACGAGACAAUGGCUGAUGCUGCAGAAGAUGAAAAGAGCGACGAAUCAGACUCACAACCAGACGAGCCCAUAGACGAACGGGAGGCGGCUGUCAUAGCACCACCAAGCAAACCCGCAACCAAUGGCUUCGCAGCUAGAGAACCAUCCGAAGACGAAGCAGCACCUGCCCACUCCGACACCAUCUCUACCCCCUCUGAUGACACGCCCCCCUCGCCCGACUCCCCAACACAACAAGAACGAAACUGGCAAUCCUCUAUUCUCGGCAACACCAAAGAAGCGAAGAAACAGCGCAAGAUCGAACGUCACGAACGCAAACUCGCCAUGUCGGCGGAAAAAUCCAAGGAGAGGAAACUGCGGAACGAGAAGCUAGCGCGGCGGCUGGAUCGGAAAGAGAGGAGGGAGGCUAAAGCGGCGCAGGUGGACCGGAGGGAGAAGAGGGAAGAAGAUAUGUUUCUGGAGCCGGCGAGGAAGGCAGGGUUGAGCAUUACGAGGUACAAAAGGAAGUUGGAGAGGGGAGAGAUCAGAUUUGAGGAGGAUGGGACUCCCGUGGCGAUAUCAAAGAAGGAGAUCAAGAAGGCAAGGAAGAGGGCCGAGAAGGAGGCUGCAGAAAAGCAGAAGCUAAAAAGCAGCAUGAGAGAGGAGACGAUUAACGGAAGUGAAACGAAGAAAAGGAAGCGGGCUGCAGAGGAUGAAGCGGAAACGGAGGUGAUGGCUAAGUCGGAGAAGAAAAAGAAGAAGAAUAAGGAGAAGGCUUGA